AUGCCGUUCCGCGAGAGGGUCAAAAGGGCUUUUCGACGCAGUUCAGACAACCCAAAGAACUCAAAACCCAAGGUUGAAUACUACCGUCGAGGCGAGUGCCCGCGCUCCAAGUACCGCGGGCCUGUCGAUCCGGAACACCGACGGAAAUUGUACGACUGGACUUUUGCGGCGGCUACUGCUGACCGUCGUCGGUCGUUUGAUCUGGACUUGUCGCCUUGCACCAGUCUUCCGGACAGUCCUCAACAUGAUGAUAGUGACAAUGUCGUGCACGAGGAUGCUGUUCCUGAGCCUGAGGUAGCCAGGGGUCCACACAUUCAGAUAAUGGGUUCCAUCACCGUUGCCCACCACGAAGAAGCUCCUUCGGGAUCCUUCGACACCAGCUCCGACCAGUCUACUGCUGUCAUGUCGAGUUGCAGGUCAUCAUCGCUGACCUUGAAAGACAGCUGGGAUUGGCCGGCAACCCGGCGCGGGGCGGUUUCUCCGCUGAAACAGUCCCCGAGCUUCACGAGUCAGGAGAAGCGUAGAAUUUCAGCACCAGAGAAGCGGCUGCCCUUCGACCCGCAGGAUCUGCGUUCAGCAUUGACUGCUGUCCGUCUUGUGUCGUGA
Talaromyces atroroseus is the source of this 606-nucleotide messenger RNA. RefSeq lists its product as hypothetical. Lineage: Eukaryota; Fungi; Ascomycota; Eurotiomycetes; Eurotiales; Trichocomaceae. The record is from RefSeq and is a predicted model, not a curated record. The coding region runs from base 1 to 606 and encodes 201 amino acids. The transcript has 2 exons.